Talaromyces marneffei is the source of this 2274-nucleotide messenger RNA. RefSeq lists its product as uncharacterized. Bases 1 to 2274 code for a protein of 757 amino acids. NCBI's taxonomy places the organism in Eukaryota, Fungi, Ascomycota, Eurotiomycetes, Eurotiales, Trichocomaceae. Gene Ontology annotation, biological process: vacuolar transport; protein localization to membrane. Gene Ontology annotation, cellular component: membrane; Golgi apparatus. The record is from RefSeq and is a predicted model, not a curated record. The transcript is spliced from 7 exons.
AUGCCGGACCAUCUCGAGUAUCAGUUGAAGGUACUUCGUACCGGUUACAUUCGUUAUCGGGCUUUCGGGGAUCCUUGUCCACCGCUAGUUGAUGUAUACUCGGUAGUGAAGGGGUCUGUUGGAAGAGUUACAUUCUGUUUGAGGAUGAAGUCCAUAUUUCAUUGCCUGAGCUGGCGGUUAAUACCGUGGCUGUUCCUAUUCUCCGUUUGUCAAUCAUUCUACAUCCCAGGUUACUCGGUCGUCAGCUAUGCAGACAACGAACCUAUACCUUUGCUAGUCAACAAGAUCUUCUCUGAUCACACCCAACUGCAAUAUGCCUACUUCGAGCUUCCCUUCGUUUGCCCACCGACCGGACAGAAACACGGAAACUCUCCAUUUGGAUCUGGACACAGCCUGUCCCUGAAUCUGGGCGAGAUAUUGCGCGGAGAUCGCAUCAUGACAUCAGACUAUGAGUUGGUAAUGAAACAAGACGUCGGAUGUCGUGCGCUUUGCACGCGCGAGGUGGACCGGAAGGCCGUCAAAUGGGGCCGCCAACUCAUCAAAGAUGGAUACGUCGCCGAAUGGAUUGUCGAUAACCUCCCUGCCGCAACGAGCUUUGUCACCGUUGAUCGCAGCCGAAAGUACUACUCGAGCGGAUUCAAGUUAGGAUACCAGGACUUUUCCCCAGCCGAGGGCCUGGGUCGUAUAUACAUUCACAACCAUUUCACGAUUGUUAUUCGUUGGCGCAAAGCUCCAGGAAAGGCAGGCGAGGAAGGAAAAAGUGUGAUUCUCGGCUUUGAGGUCUACCCUAAGAGCAUAGGAUAUGAAAACAGAGAUGAAGAUGGAUGUCCGUACGACGUGCAUGCGGAGAACUCACAUUUGGAGCUUUUCCUUACGCCAAACAAUAAGGAGAUUGAGGAAAAAUACAGUGAUUCGUCGUACAUCCCUCAGCGCGGUGAAGAUGCGGACGACGGUGCUACGAUGAAGAUUCCGUAUACUUACUCGGUCUACUUCCGGGAAGAAACAUCCAUCGAGUGGUCGAACCGGUGGGAUUUGUUCUUUACGGAUCAAGUCGAUAGUUCGAUGACACAUUGGCUUGCAAUUAUUAAUUCUUUGACGAUAUCGGGCGUGCUCGGUGUAACUGUGAUUGUCAUCUGGGGCCGAACUGUUCAGAGUGAUGCCAAAGGACGCGGAGAUGGUGUUUUGGAAGAGGGGAAGAUGAAGAAGCGUCGCUCUAGGACGCUGGCCAAUGAUAAAGAGUCGGGUGAAGGUGUGCUGACCCAGGACGGUGAGGUUGAUCCUCUGUCUGACGACGAGCUGGAGGAUGUUGCCGGAUGGAAACUGCUUCAUGCAGAUGUUUUUCGUCUUCCAGCUUACAGUGGACUACUCGCGCCGUUGGUAGGGUCAGGAAUACAACUACUUUUCGUCGCAAUUGGCCUACUCAUUCUCAGCUCUUUGGGGGUGUUGAAUCCUAGCUUCCGAGGUGGUUUUGUUACGGUUGGAUUUGGUCUAUUUGUGUUUGCAGGGUUAUUCUCGGGCUACUUUUCUGCAAGGUUGUAUAAGACACUGGGAGGACAGAAUUGGCGAAAGAACACCGUUAUUACGGCCUCUCUAUUCCCUGGGUUAACAUUCUGUCUGAUUUUCGUCUUGAAUUUGUUUGUCUGGGCUCAGGCGUCCAGUACAGCACUUCCAUUCGGCACGUUAGUAGGGCUCGUCGCUCUUUGGCUUCUCGUCCAGGCACCUCUGUGUUAUGCCGGCAGCUGGUUCGGAUACGUACGAGCAGAGCCAUGGCAACACCCAACCAAAACAUCACCUAUUCCACGACAAAUCCCACGACAACCGUGGUACUUCCGUGGUGUCAACGGAGUCAUCUUGACCGGUCUGAUUCCAUUUGCGGUUCUCUUUAUUGAGUUGAUGUUUGUUUUCAAGAACCUAUGGCAGGAUAAGAGUGGCUAUUACUACGUGUUUGGCUUUUUGAGCGUGGUCUGCACGAUUUUGAUUGUUACUGUCAGCGAAGUGACCAUCAUCACGACAUAUAACCAACUUUGCGCCGAGAACUACCACUGGUGGUGGCAAAGCUUCCUCACCGGCGGCAGCAGCUCCUUCUGGAUCUUUGCCUACUGCAUCUGGUAUUAUAUAUACAAACUACACAUAACGGGCUUUGUGUCGAGUUUGCUCUUCUUCAGCUAUAGUUUUCUGGCGUGCGCGGUCUACGGACUUUUGACUGGUACUGUGGGAUUUUUGACAGCGUAUAUUUUUAUUCGGAGGAUAUACAGUGCUGUCAAAGCAGAUUGA